Cylicocyclus nassatus is the source of this 1136-nucleotide messenger RNA. The record is from the annotation of a GenBank genome assembly. NCBI's taxonomy places the organism in Eukaryota, Metazoa, Nematoda, Chromadorea, Rhabditida, Strongylidae.
CAAAAAUGUACACUCCAAUGAUUUUGUUGGCCAUCGUUGGAUGCGUCAUGACAGCCGUACAUAGAAUGCAUAUGAAAAGGAUCACACCGCCAAUGUUUGAAAUGAUACGUAAUGGAACCUAUGAGAAGUUUGUAAGCGAGAUGAUGAAACGACAAGCAAUUUACAAUGUUUAUGGGGAAAUUCACAUAGAGGAUUUAAUUACAUAUUCCGACAUGCAAUACAUUGGUGAAAUCACGAUCGGCGAUCCUCAACAAACUUUUCGAGUAGUCUUGGACACAGGCUCUGCCAAUCUUUGGGUACCUGAUGACUCCUGUUACAAGUUGCCAGAUAGACCCGAUCAUUGCAAGAACUCGUUUUGUGAUUUGGGACCGAUCUGCGAGGUGUUCUGCAGCGAUCCCUCAUGCUGCGAGGUUCAAAAUAAAACUCAUAUUGGAAAUCCCUGCGGAAACAAAGCGCGUUUCAUAGCGGGAAAGUCGAAAACCUAUGAAACGGUUAAAGGAAGUUGGAGUAUAAAGUAUGGCACAGGAGACGCUACGGGCUUUUUCGGCAGGAAUACGGUACGUUUUGGCGCGCAAGGUACUGACCAACUUGUUGUUCCUGGAACUACAUUUGGACAGGCCAAAACUAUUGCGAAGUUCUUCGCUAAUCAGCACCUUGAUGGCAUUUUGGGACUUGCAUUCACCGAACUUGCAAGAGAGCAUGUUAUUCCACCACUUAUUCGUGCUAACAGUCUUGGAUUGCUUGACAAACCAAUUUUUACGGUGUAUUACAGCAAAAAUGGAUACGUUAAAGACGUUUAUGGAGGAACCAUCACCUAUGGUGGUUUAGACACUAUAAACUGCGAGGAGGAGAUUACCUACGUACCUCUCUCGUUGGCAAAGUACUGGCAAUUCAAGAUAGAUGGAUUUUCCGCUAGAGAUUACAAAACAAAUGAGACAACAUGGGAAGGAGUAUCAGAUACAGGGACAUCGCUGAUUUCUGGACCAGUUGCGGUAGUUGCAAAGCUAGCCGAACGAUUGCAUGCAAAGGUCAAACUCUCUUACUUCCUCUACAUACUCGACUGCAAUGCGGACGCUGAAGUGACCAUCAGAAUUGCUGGAAAGGACUACCCUAUCACUGCUAAAAACUUGCUCGUC